AUCGAAUCCUCCGCCAUGGUGGCGCAUGGGUUCCGCUUCAUGCUCGGGCGCGUCGCGGGCCCGAAGAAGGCCAAGGGCCGCCAGAAGAAAGGCAGUCGCCACGCAGGCCUAUUUACCUGCCUCCAGACCCCGUCGUCCGUCUCACACGCGUUCAUCGAGAUCGCGACCGGCGUGAUCCAGCAGCAACAUGAUGCCGACAUUCGGCUGCGCGCUAGCAGCGCCAGCAGCAGUAACAACAACAGCAACAACAAGAGUCCGAGUAGCAACGACGGUAGCGACAAGGCGCCAACGUACCCGCUUCUUCAGCCCGACGUCCUUGACAGUCUCGAGUGCGCGCUCUUCAUGGACGUCGAGGCCACGUCCGCCACAGCAGCCAAACAUCCGCGAGCAACGAUUGGCGAGCUCUCCAAGCUGCUUUUGCAGCUCUGGGACAUCCUCCUCGCGUCCUGCAUUCCGUGGUCGACUGCGGCGCUCCAAGAAACCAUCGGCUUCAACGACCAGCUCAAGCGGCAGAAGGCCGAGUCGCUCAUGUUCAAGCUCAUGGAGCGGCGCGAGUUUGCCAAAGUCUACGAAGCGUACGUGGCCGUGACGGAGGACACGAUCGAGCGCUGGAGCAAGGCCGACGUGUCGAGCCAGCGGUCACACCCACCAUUCCGCAAGUCGUCGACGUGGGUCUCCAAGCGCCGCCAGACGUCGUCGGACCCUGACGUCGACGCUGUCUACGCAUAUGAAGCCCCGCCACUCGCGAAAGACCCGGUGCAGCUUCUCGAGCGGUACAUAAAUCUCUCGACGCGCACGCUGGUGUACGCAGCGGCGCUGGUCCAAGUGCACCGGCCUUUCUUUGUCGACGUGCUGGCCGUGCUCUACUGCCGACUCCCGUCGCUACAGAGGCUCGUGCUCGACCUCUUUGACCGCUUUGGCUUUAGCGGGACGCCACCACGCAAGCCUCGAUUUUUGGCACGGGCCAAAAGCUUUUUCCAGGAAGACAACUCGGCGUUCUACGGCUGGGACCGGUUCCUCGACGAUGUCGCGCUCGAGACCAUUGAAACACACGCGCUAGCUGCGCUCGACGUUAUCCUCGAGACUCCGCCAGAGGACGCAUCUGCGCCGUACUCGGAGUCGGACAUCUUUAUGGACGACCACGCGAGGUCGUUUGACGGCGAGGACAGAAGCGACGGCGACAACAAUUGCAUUGACUCGAGUCUGUGCCUCGACCUCUUUCUGAGUCUUUGGAUGGCAACGACCGAGCACAUUCAGCGCACGAGUCGAGGGCACAUUCCGUGGGCCGACGUUCCUCCGUUCGCGGCGCUCCAGCGCCGCGCGGCCAACCUCUUUGAAAAGAGCUUUGCGUACCAAACGUUCGACUGCGACGAAGACACGAACGGGCUCCGCUUCCACUUGAUUUCGACGCGCAAGGCCAAGCUCGAUCGGCGACUGCCCUUUGACGUCAAGCACCCACGUGUCGUCUUCUCCACGAUCGAAGCCAUCGUCAUGCUCACGCAGCAGUCAUUCGCACCGUAUAUGGCCGCCAUGUACGAGCACUUGAACUGCUUCUACGUCCGGUCGGCGGUCCCGAGCCUCGCGCUCCUCGAGCAGUGGAUCACGCACGCGCCAACGGCUUGCAUCGACAAUGACGCGACCCAAGCCCUCUUGCGCAAGUUCAUCGUCACGCUUCUUUCGUCCGACCGCAUGGAUCGACUCAAGGCCAUCCAAGUCUUUCUCCUGCACUGCAUUGGCCACUUUGCCGUUCCGCUCCAAAAGCACGUAUUGAGUUUGCUCGUCGACGCGUUCCCGAGGCUCUUUGGUCACUGGUCCCGCGACGUCCGGUUCUGCUACCAUCUCUUGCUCAUCUACAUCUUUGGCGACCGGCGGCAGCUCGGCGCGCACUCGGACAGUAUCCUCCUCGGGCUCGACGAGAGCGGCAGCACGCACGUCGAGUAUGAACCGUUUGACCAUCUUCUCCUCGAGACGCUGCGCGCGAGCAAGGCGCCACCGCUCGCGUACGAGCGCGCGUCGUUCACCGAGUACAUUGCGCAGCUCGAGAUGUACUACAGCAUUGCCGCGACGCUGCCAAAGGACGAAGCAGUCGCGAUUCCACGCAUUCGAAUCCAACAGGCGCACCGUGGGUAGGGUAUAGUUAGUCCUUGUACGAUUGUAGUACACACAUUAGUCAUUGC
Molecule: messenger RNA, 2177 nt
Organism: Saprolegnia diclina VS20
Lineage: Eukaryota; Oomycota; Saprolegniomycetes; Saprolegniales; Saprolegniaceae
Exons: 3
Coding region: 16-2130 (704 amino acids)
Source: RefSeq, a predicted model, not a curated record